UAUGUUGAAGUUCGCUGUGCUUGUACUUCUGUGUUUGGUCUAUGUCGCUUCUCAGGAGCUUGAACUAUUCAGUGAUUGCGUAGACGAAGUAGACCAGAGACAAAAGCCGGGACAGUGUGUACUCGUACCCCCUAGCUGGCUCGUCUCAAAUACGUACCGAAAUUUCGCCCACCGCGUCCUGGGAAACGCCACAUUUCAGCCGGCUGCUGACAAUCGCAACACGCCCUUUGGAGUGACGCGAGCAGCUACGCACGCAUCGGACGGCAUCGUAGUCAGAAUAGAGUUCACCACGGUCCAGAGCUCCUGCAACAGCUCACUUAUCUAUUCUAAGGAGCAAUGUUUACCAGUCGGUAGUGAGGUGAACGCGCUGUGUCAAGCCAAGUUUCGUUACGAUGGUAACCUGACCAUGGAAUAUGCCCGUUGUGAUCCACAAAAUGAGAAUAUUUAAGGAAAGUUUCUGAAAUAACGCAAGUCUUC
Rhipicephalus sanguineus (brown dog tick) is the source of this 477-nucleotide messenger RNA. RefSeq lists its product as uncharacterized. Bases 2 to 448 code for a protein of 148 amino acids. The transcript has 3 exons. The record is from RefSeq and is a predicted model, not a curated record. Lineage: Eukaryota; Metazoa; Arthropoda; Arachnida; Ixodida; Ixodidae.